Lodderomyces elongisporus is the source of this 2769-nucleotide messenger RNA. RefSeq lists its product as uncharacterized. The transcript has a single exon. Gene Ontology annotation, cellular component: cytoplasm. Gene Ontology annotation, molecular function: mRNA binding. Gene Ontology annotation, biological process: post-transcriptional regulation of gene expression. NCBI's taxonomy places the organism in Eukaryota, Fungi, Ascomycota, Pichiomycetes, Serinales, Debaryomycetaceae. The record is from RefSeq and is a predicted model, not a curated record. The coding region runs from base 1 to 2769 and encodes 922 amino acids.
AUGACUAGGUCAGUUUCAGUUUCAGGUUCUGGAUUACCAUCGCUUGAUUUAGGUACAGACAAUAGGAACGGGACAAGGAGCGCGCUGUUUGCAGCUGGAAAGUCCAAGAGAUAUAAUAAUAGCGAGGAGUCCAACGAGAACAGUGAAGGUAACAAGAAGAAUAGUAUCGAUUUCAGUAAUCAGAACAAUAAUAACGGCAAAACUAGCGACAAUGACAACGACAACGACAAUGACAACGACAAUGACAACGACAAUGACAACGACAAUGACAACGACAAUGACAACGGCAACGACAACGACAAUGACAACAUUGGCGGCGAUGUCUACGCCAAUGACGACAGAGAUAUCAGUGUUGAAGAGGCAAUUGGAAAAUUAAACCUAGGAGGUGAAGCAAACCGAGAAGCAGAGGAAGAGUUAAAACGCACCACAGUGGUUUCAGACGCAAGGGAUGAUACAGGAAUCAAAUCCUUUAAUAUCGACCAAAAGCUUUCCGCCAAUGUGGCCAGCCCUACUCAAACAUUUAGCAGUGCAUCAUACAUGGGGCCAUUUGUGCAUUCUACAACAAUGGCCAAUAUACCAUCUCAUAUUCCUCCUUUACACAUGCAUGGACCACCACCACUCCCUCCUCCACAUUUACAUCCACAUCCUCCUCCACAUCCUCAUCCACAUCCUCAUCCACAUCCUCAUCCACAUCCUCAUCCACCAUUAGAUCCCUCUCACUUUAGUCCAUUUUCCCAAUUUGCAGUACCACAGGAGCAUGGCGAUCUUGGUCGAACUCCAACCCUCAUGGUGCCAUAUCAGCUACACCACCAACACCAACACCAACACCAACAACAACAUUUACCUGGCCAUGUGGGAGGGAUUCCUUCACCACGGGCCUCUAACUCAUUGAAUUUUCAGGCAUUUGCGAUGAAUUCUCCAAGUAUACAGCUAGAGACAUCUAAUGGUAAAGAUGAUGGUAAUGGUGGUGGUAUUGGUGGUGGUAUUGGUAGUGGUAGUGGUGAUGGUAAUGGUGGUGAAAAUUCCGGCAAUUACUCUACAAGCAACUCUAUGUGGAACAGCAAUCUAGGAAUGCAUUUCAAUGGAUCGGCUAUGUUUCAACCACCACAGUGGUAUAACCAGCAUCAGCAACAACAACAACAACAACAAGAUCAACAACAAUAUAAAUACUAUCCUUAUAAUCAUUUCCCGCCUAUGCAACAGCACCCACUGGUUUAUGAGUUUAGGAACUCAAAGAUGACCGAGUAUAAUAAUAGCCAGUUACAUAAAAAAAGUUAUAACAAUAACAAUAAGAACCAUAAUAAUUAUAAGAAUAACAGCAACAAGCACAAUAAAAAUAACAAUAACAAUAGCAAUGCGGAUGGUCAUAAUGGAGGAAUGUAUUCACCAAAACCAAAGCAUGUUCAGAGUAAUGGUAACGGAGGCGUUCAUAGCUUUGCACCAAAAUUGUACAAUUCAAAUUUACAGCGUGGCAAGUUUAAAAACCUGAAUGAGAAUGGUUACUUUAAUCACGCGCGUCGAGGCGAAGAGGCACGCAAAUACGCCAAUGCCAAGAUAUCCGACUUUAAAGGCAAGAUUGCUGAUUUAUGUACCGACCAGUAUGGGUGUCGGUUUUUGCAGCGUGUUUUGAUUGAUGAUGAAGAUGAAGAUGAGAAUGAGAAUGAGAAUGAUGAAGAUGAGAAUGAUGAAGAUGAGAAUGAUGGUAAGCAGAAUAUUCUGAGUGACAAUAAACACGAGUUGGUUGCCACAGUUAUUUUUGAUGAGAUUUAUCCGAGUAUAGCGAAACUUAUGAUGGAUCCGUUUGGGAACUAUUUGGUACAGAGACUAGUUGAGGAUUUGAACAAAGAGCAAAUCAAGGUUUUGUGGGAACAGAUUUGUAGUGAUUUUUUUCAAAUACUGUGUAAUCGUCAUGGCAGUCGGGCAUUGCAGACGAUUAUUGGGUAUGUUGCACCUAAUGACAAGGAGAUCAAGGAGAUGAUAAUUGGGAGUAUUUCAUCUAGAAUUGUGCAGUUGAUGUGUGAUGUGAAUGGUAUGCACAUUGUUAAUAAACUAGUACAGGUAUUUGGCCAAAGAGGUAAGGGUGAUGGUGAAGAUGGAGAGUUGUUGCAAGAAGAAUUGGAUAAUCAGUUUAUCUAUAAUGAGUGUUUGCUUAAUUGUGAGAUGCUAGCAUGUCAUAAGCAAGGGUGCUGUGUAUUGCAAAGGUGUUUGGAGCAUGGUUCUAUCAAACAAGUUGUAGAACUAUGCCAUGAGAUUACAAUGCAUGUAUCAAGGUUGGUUGUGGAUCCGUAUGGUAACUAUGUUUUGCAGUAUGUUCUUCUUGUUGGUGGUGGUUGUGAUGCUGAUGCUGAUGCUGAUGCUGAUGCUGAUGCUGAUGCUGAUGCUGAGAGUCAGAGUCUUAUUUUGGAUUAUUUAAAGGAGAACUUGUAUGUGCUUUCAACAGAUAGGUUUGGGAGUAAUGUGAUUGAGCAAUCAUUGAAGAUGAAAGAGAAAGGAGGCAAUGAUGGUGUACUAGCGGUGAAUAAUAGAAUGGAAACCCAAGAAGCGUUGAGUAUAAAGGAUGGGAUGAUCCUGUCGUUGCUUGAAUUGUCGAGUGAAAAGUUUGUGAAACUACUUAAUGAUCUGUAUGGUAACUAUGUGAUUCAAAGCUCGCUUGAUGUUGCCAAUGAACUGGACCUGAAGAAAUUGCAAGAAUUGUUGGUGCCACUUUUGCCGGAGAUUAGAAAUACACCGCAUGGUAAGCGAAUAUUGAGUAAGUUGAGUGAAAAGUAA